AGCCAGUGUCUUUGCGCUUCAUCAUUGCUUCGAGCUUCGCGUCUUCACUGUGAAUUGAUAGGCACUUGAAAGUUGGGAUAUUUUUCGGUGGUGUUGGUGUUGGGUUGUCAUCGAUUGGUCUCGUUUCGAGAAGUAAGAUUUGCGCAAACACAAGCGCGCCCGCGUUUGAGCAGAAGAACGCGAGAGAAAUGGGAGCUCUGGAUCACUUCUCCGACCUCUUCGACUGCUCCGGCGGCAGCUCCAAGCUCAAGAAGCGCAGGCAGUUGCAGACCGUGGAGGUCAAGGUGAAGAUGGACUGCGAGGGGUGCGAGAGGCGGGUGCAGCGCGCGGUGGAGGGGAUGAAGGGUGUCCAGCAGGUGGACAUCGAGCGCAAGGCGAACAAGGUCACGGUGGUCGGGUACGUGGACCCGGGCAAGGUGGUGGCGCGCAUCAGCCACCGGACGGGCAAGAGGGCCGAGUUGUGGCCGUACGUGCCGUACGACGUGGUCGAGCACCCGUACGCGCAGGGGGUGUACGACAAGAAGGCGCCGGCGGGCUACGUGAGGUACUCGCAGGAUCCGCAGACGAACCAGCUGGCCCGUGCGAGCUCCACCGAGGUCCGCUACACCACCGCGUUCAGCGACGAAAACCCGACCGCUUGCGCCGUCAUGUGAACGUGAUCCCUGAAAUCAGAUGCCGCUCAUACUUUGCUUUCCUCGCGGUCAAGCUGUGCGAAUCUGUAAAUUGGUAAUCGUGUGAUGUGUUGCUGGUUUGUCUUUUGCCCUUUGUUUCUGUUCUGCCAUUACUAGGUUAUGUAGGAUUGAGAUACUGAACAAGCUCGUCUAUUACUUAAACGGGGUCCUCUGCAAAUGACAUAUAUAUGUUUUGGCAUUAUCUUCA
Molecule: messenger RNA, 879 nt
Organism: Syzygium oleosum
Lineage: Eukaryota; Viridiplantae; Streptophyta; Magnoliopsida; Myrtales; Myrtaceae
Product: heavy metal-associated isoprenylated plant protein 26-like
Exons: 2
Coding region: 189-653 (154 amino acids)
Molecular function (GO): metal ion binding
Source: RefSeq, a predicted model, not a curated record